AUGCUGCAACCCAUGGACUUCUUAAAAACACGCAUGCAACAAGAACGUUUGCCGAGCCAGUCAUCCUUGACAGCGACGCAACGGCUCGCUCGCGCAUUUCGCACAGUCGUUGACACAUAUGGAUACCAAGGUCUCUGGAGAGGCACUGUGCCCACUAUCGCACGGAAUGUGCCAGGAGUCGCAGCCUACUUUUACACGUUAAACGAGCUGCGCUGGCUCGUAGCUUUAUGGCAAGUGCCAAUGUUAUCGAUUCCAGGUGCCACAAAUACGGCUCUAUUGGAUACAACAUCGACCAUGGCUCGUUUGUCGAACGCUGGUAAUAUGAUAACUGGUGCCGUGGCGCGCGUAUCGAUUGGCCUGCUGCUCAAUCCUAUUUCCAUUGUCAAGGCACGGUACGAGUCAAGUCACUUUACGAAGGAUGCAUACCCUACAUUGUGGGCGUCAUUCAGAAGCUUGUAUCGGGAUGGCGGAUUCCGAGGUCUCUUUCGUGGAUUCUCAGCAACGGCCUUACGUGAUGCACCAUAUGCUGGUUUGUACCUGGUUCUGUAUGAGCAGCAUAAGCAGUGGCUCGGUCAGCUUACUCACUCUGAUACUGGUACUUGGCUCGUCGUAAGCACAAGUGGGCUGUGUGCUGGUACUCUCGCAACGCUCAUGACGCAUCCAUUUGACAUUCUCAAGACGCGCAUGCAAACAACGCCGACCCGGUUAUUCCAAGGGACAGUUGGACCCGAUGCAAAACUUAGCUUGUUUACAGCGGCGCGACACAUCCUCACGGUUGAUGGCUGGCGUGGCUUUGUCGAUGGAUUGGGCCUUCGAUGUGCACGAAAAGCAGCUAGUAGUAUGAUUGGUUGGUCGAUUUUUGAGUUGGGGAAUCGAUGGUUAUUGUGA
Molecule: messenger RNA, 888 nt
Organism: Malassezia globosa CBS 7966
Lineage: Eukaryota; Fungi; Basidiomycota; Malasseziomycetes; Malasseziales; Malasseziaceae
Exons: 1
Coding region: 1-888 (295 amino acids)
Biological process (GO): glycine import into mitochondrion
Cellular component (GO): mitochondrion
Molecular function (GO): glycine transmembrane transporter activity
Source: RefSeq, a predicted model, not a curated record